Cryphonectria parasitica EP155 is the source of this 876-nucleotide messenger RNA. RefSeq names its product ClpP/crotonase. The record is from RefSeq and is a predicted model, not a curated record. The transcript is spliced from 2 exons. Lineage: Eukaryota; Fungi; Ascomycota; Sordariomycetes; Diaporthales; Cryphonectriaceae. Gene Ontology annotation, molecular function: enoyl-CoA hydratase activity. Gene Ontology annotation, biological process: fatty acid beta-oxidation. The coding region runs from base 1 to 876 and encodes 291 amino acids. Gene Ontology annotation, cellular component: mitochondrion.
AUGCAGUCACUCAGGAGUCUGAGGCCUAUUGCUUCCAAGCUGCAGCCCUCAACACUCCCUCGUGUCUCGCGGGCCUUUUCAGCAUCUGCUAGGUUGAACUAUGAAUUCAUCCAAGUCUCCGAGCCCAAACCGGGCGUCGGCCAAGUAACGUUGAAUCGACCCAAGGCUCUCAACGCCUUGUGCACACCGCUGAUCAACGAGCUGAACGAGGCUCUGCUGAAACUCAACGCCUCCGAGAGCGUCUCAGCCAUCAUCCUAACAGGCUCCGAGAAGGCCUUCGCCGCAGGCGCUGACAUUAAGGAGAUGGCGCCCUUGACGUUCUCGCAGGCCUACCUUAACUCAUUCAUCGAAUCUUGGUCGAGUCUGACCACCCAGGUUAAGAAGCCGAUCAUUGCUGCGGUGUCCGGACAUGCGUUGGGGGGAGGCUGCGAGCUGGCGAUGAUGUGUGAUAUCAUCUACUGCACGGACAAGGCCAACUUUGGGCAACCCGAGAUCAAGUUGGGUACCGUGCCUGGCGCGGGAGGGAGCCAGCGCCUCACCAGGGCGAUUGGCAAGUCGAGGGCGAUGGAGCUCAUUCUCACAGGGAAGUCCUUCUCGGGGCGCGAGGCUUAUGAGUGGAAUUUGGCUGCGAGGUCGUUCCCGACUUAUGAGGAGCUCAUGGAAAACACUCUGAAGACGGCCGCGACGAUCGCAGGAUAUUCCAAGGUUGCCGUCCAGGCCGGAAAGGAGGUUGUGAAUAAGAGCCAGGACCUCGCCUUGAGGGACGGAGUCGAGUAUGAGAGGCGUGUCUUCCACAGCCUUUUUGGCAGCGAGGACCAGAAGAUUGGUAUGAAGGCCUUUGCUGAGAAGAGCAAGGCUGAGUGGAAGCACAACUAG